Histoplasma mississippiense is the source of this 783-nucleotide messenger RNA. RefSeq names its product proteasome component Pre4. The record is from RefSeq and is a predicted model, not a curated record. Gene Ontology annotation, cellular component: proteasome core complex. NCBI's taxonomy places the organism in Eukaryota, Fungi, Ascomycota, Eurotiomycetes, Onygenales, Ajellomycetaceae. The coding region runs from base 1 to 783 and encodes 260 amino acids. The transcript has 3 exons.
AUGAACCACUUCCCCCAAGCAUGGGGACGACCCAGGAACGACGUCUACGGCUCUUACGACCAUUCGUAUCUCCAAACCUCCGCUCCUCAGACACAUACACAGUCACCGAAAGUAACAGGAACAUCAGUAAUCGCCGUCAAGUUCAACGGCGGCGUAGCAAUUGCAACAGAUAAUUUAGCAUCUUACGGUUCCCUCGCCCGGUUCACGGACAUAAAACGCCUACGUUCCUUCGACAAUUCCACCGUCCUUGGUUUUGGCGGCGACGUGUCCGAUAUGCAAUACAUCGACCGCGUCCUAAACUUCCUGAGUAUCGAAGAAAACUACUCAACCUACGGCCAUUCCCUCAACGCGCAGAACCUGCACACCUACUUAUCGAAAAUGAUGUACAGGCGACGGUCGGAAUUCAACCCUCUGUGGAAUGUCAUCCUCGUUGCAGGCUUUGACAGCGAGGAGAAGCCCUUCCUCAGCUCCGUCGAUCUGCUGGGCAACACAUACUCUGCGCCGCAUCUGGCUACGGGAUUCGGAGCGCAUCUGGCCAUCCCAGUAUUGCGGAGGCUGUUUCCGGAGGAGGUCCCACUGGAGAAUGUCCAAGAGGAGCAGGCGGUUAGGUCGCUGAAGGAAUGUAUGAAGGUGUUGUUCUAUCGUGAUGCGAGAAGUACUGAUCGGUACUCGAUUGCAGUGGUGAAGAAGGAUGGAGUGGAGAUGAAGGAAAAUGAACGGUUGGAGGACCAGAGCUGGGCAUUUGCGGAAAGUGUUAUAGGGUAUGGAAGGGCAACUAAUUGA